AUGGCGUCCGGCUCACUCAAACGCACCAGCACAACAGACCGCGACAUCUCGCCGCCGCCGACCAAACGCAAAGUCACGGCAACCACCACCAACAAGGCGGUGUCGAAUUUCUUCAAGCCCGCAUCGGAAAAAGAAAAGCAGCCCGAAAAGGUCAAGUUUCAGAUCCUGCACGACACUUUACUUGUGGGGAGAUACGAGGAUGGCUCUUCAGCCCGAACGACGAAGCCCAAACCUGUGAAGGUGGCUGCGUUUGAUUUCGACGACACCCUCAUCAAGACGAAAUCCGGGAAUGUCUUCGCGCGGGGCGCGGACGAUUGGCAGUGGUGGCACGCGACGAUCCCAGGGAAGCUGAAGCAGCUCGAUGCAGAUGGGUAUGCGGUGGUGCUGGUGAGCAACCAAAGCGGCAUCAGCUUGCGGUCAGAGAAAGGCAGCGACAAGAAAAGCCUCAGCAACUUCAAGGAGAAAGUCUCGGCGGUGUUCAAGGCGCUAGAAAUCCCCAUCACUGUGUAUGCGGCCACGGAGAAGGACCUUUUUCGUAAGCCACGGACUGGGAUGUGGGAGCAGAUGUUGCAGGACUAUGGGCUCGUUGAUGGUGAUGAUGCUGCUGCGGAUGUGGAUCGCGAGAAGAGCGUUUUCGUUGGGGAUGCGGCGGGCCGUGAGGGGGGCAAGGCGGCGAAGAUUCGCAAGGAUCAUUCUUGUUCGGACCGUGACUUUGCGGCUAAUGUUGGUAUACCGUUCCAGACGCCUGAGGAGUACUGGUUGGGAGAGGAUGCGAAGCCCUUCACGAGAGCGUUUGAACCGGCGGCUUUUCUGCAGACGACGCUGGAUUCACAGACAGACGCUGAUCCGAUCGUCUUCAGCAAGAAGAAUGACCUCGAGAUCGUGCUCUUCUGCGGCAGCCCAGGGUCAGGCAAAUCCACUUUCUUCUGGACGCACCUCGCACCCAUGGGCUACAUGCGCGUGAACCAGGAUCAGCUCAAGACCAGGGACAAAUGCAUCAAAGCAGCCACGAUAGCGAUUGAUGAGGACAAGAAGUCUGUGGUGGUGGACAACACCAACGCCGACAUGGAGACUAGAGCCGCCUGGGUGCAACUUGCAGCAAAGCUGAAGGUGCCUAUUCGGCUGGUCCACUUCACGGCGUCAGCUAAGCUGUGCGAGCACAAUGACACGGUGCGAGCAUUGUCUGAUGGGAAGAUGAACCCGGAAAAGCGCCAGCUACUACCGAAAAUGGCGUUCACAGGCUUCGCCUCCCGAUUUCGAGAGCCGAGCGUCGAGGAGGGAUUCCAAGACAUCACGCACGUCGACUUUGUCUUUCGAGGGACGGAGGAGGACAAGAAGCUGUGGUCCAAGUACUGGAUGUCAUGA
Zasmidium cellare ATCC 36951 is the source of this 1365-nucleotide messenger RNA. RefSeq lists its product as uncharacterized. The transcript is spliced from 2 exons. NCBI's taxonomy places the organism in Eukaryota, Fungi, Ascomycota, Dothideomycetes, Mycosphaerellales, Mycosphaerellaceae. Gene Ontology annotation, biological process: DNA repair. The record is from RefSeq and is a predicted model, not a curated record. Gene Ontology annotation, molecular function: ATP-dependent polydeoxyribonucleotide 5'-hydroxyl-kinase activity; double-stranded DNA binding; polynucleotide 3'-phosphatase activity. Bases 1 to 1365 code for a protein of 454 amino acids.